Molecule: messenger RNA, 3777 nt
Organism: Pezoporus occidentalis (night parrot)
Lineage: Eukaryota; Metazoa; Chordata; Aves; Psittaciformes; Psittacidae
Gene: SH3KBP1
Product: SH3 domain containing kinase binding protein 1
Exons: 17
Coding region: 957-2753 (598 amino acids)
Biological process (GO): cell migration; actin filament organization
Molecular function (GO): protein binding
Source: RefSeq, a predicted model, not a curated record
AGCAGGUAGCGGCUCCCGGGUACGGGAUCCUGAGGUACCCGCCUGUCCCGCUGCGCGGGAGCGGCCACCCACUCCCAGAGACAGUGCCCGGAGCCCAGAGCGUCCUCCUUCCUCCCCAGCACCGAAAUAAGGCGAGCCCCUUCCCCUCCCAUGCCCCCCCCCCCCCCGAGCUCCCGGUGCCUCCCCGUGCCCCCUGCCGACUCCAGGCCGCAGACGGAAGGAGCCGCCCCUUUCCCCCACCCGGGGCUCCGCGACACCCCUCUCCCCCGGCCCGGCCCGGCCCGGCCCGGCCCACCCCAGCCCCCGCUGGGCACGGCUGCUUGCUUCCUUCCUCUCCGCCCUCCCUCCCCUGCCGCCGCUCCCGGCUGCCCGAGGCGGCGCAGCGGCUCUGGCGCAGUCUCGCGACACUUCCCACAGCGCCUGAGCCGAGUCGCCCCGCUCUGUUCGGCUCCGCUCGCUCCGCCGGCAGCAGCAGCCGCCUGCGGCGUGGAGGGAUCCGGCUGCUCGCUUCUCGCACCCUCGCCGUGCCGAGUGCACGGCCAGUCCCGCGGCUCGGCAGCCUGCUCCUCUGGGCGCCGGAGCUCGGCCGCGCUCUCUCUCGGGCUGCUGUGCCGGGCGGCAGCAGGGACCCAGGUGGCUGGCAGGAGUCGAAAGCUGAGCCCUCUCUCUCGCUUCGUUUCCUUUUUUCGUUUUUUAAUACACACGAUACUUAUGCCGGGAGAAGUCGAGGUGCUGCUGCUAACAGGACGCGGAAUGCAGCCCGGCUGCAGCGAGUGCUGAGAGCGGCGGCCGCCGGAGGAGGGAGCGGCUCUGUCAGCAGCCUCUUCUUCCCGCGGCGGCUGCUCGGCUCGGGCUGUCUCUCACCCCCUUCGCCGUGGCAACCCGCCUCAAACUUUCAGCCUGUUUCCGCCGCCAGGCAAAGCCCAGCUCGACAUAAAUGGGAAAUAAAGAAGGACAUGAAGAAAGAAAAUACUGCCAACAAACCACCAGAGAAGCCUAUAAGUGAAAUUUCCAAUGGAAGCUCUUUACCACUGUCUGAGACAAUUAUUAGAACCAACAGAAAAGGAGAGAGAAACAGAAGAAGAAGAUGUCAGGUGGCUUUCAGUUACAUGCCUCAAAAUGAAGAUGAACUGGAGUUAAAAGUUGGUGACAUCAUUGAAGUUGUGGGAGAGGUGGAAGAGGGAUGGUGGGAAGGUAUACUCAAUGGAAAGACUGGAAUGUUUCCUUCCAACUUCAUUAAAGAGCUGUCUGAUUCUGAAGAUGCUGGAAUAGAAGAGCAAGUAAAACCGAGCUUAAAAGAUGCUGCGGGCUCUGAGAGUGAUGGUGGUGACUCUUGCAGCACAAAAUCAGAAGGAGCCAAUGGAGGCACGACAAUCCAACCCAAAAAGGUCAAGGGUGUUGGCUUUGGAGAUAUCUUCAAAGACAAACCUAUAAAGCUACGACCAAGGUCAAUAGAAGUUGAAAAUGACUUUCUCCCAGUAGAUAAGAGUGUUGGGAAGAAAUUACCUCCAGCCACAGCAACUCAGGAGCCAACAAAAAUAGAAGUGGACAGCAGAACAAAAACCAAGGAGUAUUGCAAAGUGAUAUUUCCAUAUGAAGCACAGAAUGAUGAUGAGCUCACAAUCCGAGAAGGCGAUGUCGUCACACUUAUCAGUAAGGAUUGCGUUGAUGUGGGAUGGUGGGAAGGAGAACUAAAUGGCAGACGAGGUGUGUUUCCAGAUAACUUUGUCAAGCUUCUUCCUUCUGAUUUUGAAAAAGAGAGACCGAAGAAACCACCACCUCCAGCAGCUCCUAUCAUCAAACAAGGAUCAGGUACUACAGAUCGAAAGCAUGAAAUCAAAAAGGUGCCUCCUGAAAGGCCAGAAUGUCUUCCUAAUCGAACAGAAGAAAGAGAAAGAUCAGAGAGAGAGCAAAAGCAGUUAGACUUGCAGAAGCCUUCAGUUCCUGCUAUACCUCCGAAGAAACCUCGGCCACCCAAAGCAAACUCUGUGAAUAGACCUGGUACCUUGCCCCCAAGACGACCAGAAAGACCAGCUGUGCCUGUGACUCAUACAAGGAGUGAUAGUCCAAAAGUGGAAUUAGUGGGCAGUACAGUAUCCGGCACUCUAGAGAAAGACUCCUCUGAAAGAAGCAAUGACAUCGACUUGGAAGGUUUUGACUCUGUAAUACCAAUUGCUGAGAAGCUUAAUCAUCCAACUACAACUAGACCAAAAGCUACUGGCAGGCGACCACCCUCCCAGUCUCUCACAUCUUCAUCCCUUUCAAGCCCUGAUUUCUUUGACUCCCCAAGUCCUGAAGAAGAGAAGGAGGAGCAUAUUUCCAUUACUCAGAAAACUAUUGAAGUGUCAAGGAAAUCAAGAACUGUUACAAUAUCACAAGUGUCUGAUAAUAAAAAUUCCUUGCCUCCAAAACCAGGAGUUUUGACUUCUGGCUGUAUUAUACAACCAUCACUAUCUCCUUCACCGUCACCUGGAUUUCACUCAAUUGCUAUGGGAACAAGCCACAGGCCGAAUUCCCCGUCCCUGUUCGGUACUGAAGGAAAGCCAAAGACUGAGUACUUGAGCCAAGGUCAGACUACCCUGGAGGAGCUGAGAACACAAAUUAAGGAGCUAAGAACCAUCAUUGAAACUAUGAAAGACCAGCAAAAAAAAGAAAUUAAACAGUUGCUAUCUGAGCUGGAUGAAGAAAAGAAGAUCCGUCUACGAUUGCAGAUGGAAGUUAAUGACAUAAAGAAAGCUCUUCAAUCAAAGUGAAUGCUUGAUAGGUGGAAUAUUGCAUUAUUCUUCAUGACUGAGACUCAAAUUUAUGCCCCAGCCAAAAUAACUUUGUGCCAAAUGAUUUAAGAAUUGCCUCAACAUCCCUUUAUCUGAAGGAUUAGCACAACAGUUUUUGAUAGCACAAUAAAACCACCAACAAUGAGGACAAAACUUCCACCUGAAGCAGUGCUGUGCAGCACUAGUCGUGACUGAAAUUGAUCCUCUUGUGCUAAAGGCUCUCUACUUCAAGAUCCUAGAUGAAAUGAAAACUCAGGCAGUUUAGUCCAUAGUGGUACUAUUUUGAUGAUAUUUUUCCAUAAAUAAAAUGUAUUUCAGAUUAUCUGUUUACAAGCUUUAUGAUUUUGACUUUUGGUUUCUAAUUGUCUUUUGUCACAGAUUUUAAAAUGUUUCUACUGCAUAUAGCCAGGAAUGAAUGUUAAUGUUGGGGCUGGAGGGAUUAUUUUUGCUUCAAGAUAGAACAGCCUACUUUUUGUUAUGGUUUUAAAGUUCUGUUAAAUAUGCAAUUUUAUGUCCCCAAAUCCAAUACAGUUUAAACUUACAUUGUGUACAGUAAUGUAUUUACAAGAAGGAAACAAACCAACAGAAAUCUGGUCUUUGCAAUGAUUUGUGCCUUUCUUUGCCACACACUGACUGGAGCCGGUCACAAGUCAGGUCUCCGUAAUGUAGCUACCACGACGACUCCUGUCCUUGGUGUCCGGCGGAGGACACCUUCUCAGUGUACAGCUGCUCAGUCAGGAGAGCCAGGUUUGUGCAAAGUGGCAGGGCAAAAGGGUGCAGCUGAAAGCAGCUUUGUCUUGAGCAGCUGUGGCUUUUUAGCUUUCCUGGCUUUGAUGGGCCCCUCCCUCAACUCGAAUGUUCAUCUCCGCUUGAUUUUCAUUAGAUGAUUUUAACGCCUGCGUCUGUCCCCAGUUUUGCACAGAGUGAACAGAAUAUGCAUUAUUAAAGCAAAAAUAAAUGAAAAUAAUCUAUAAAACGUGAAUAAAAAGUUGUAUUAUCUCAU